Messenger RNA from Physcomitrium patens, 1165 nucleotides. RefSeq lists its product as uncharacterized. NCBI's taxonomy places the organism in Eukaryota, Viridiplantae, Streptophyta, Bryopsida, Funariales, Funariaceae. The record is from RefSeq and is a predicted model, not a curated record.
UUCGGAGAGAACCUUUCGAUGGUGAGUGAGGGUGUGGAUGAAGGAGCGCACUCAUAGGUUUGUCUCCUUGCAGACUCAAAGUCAGAGUUCCUUGCGAGUUUGCAAAGAGGAUUAUGCGACACUAGGAGACAUUGUCCUUGUGGCAUGUGGAUGUUAAAAAUGGCGCAUUCCUGUCAUUGUACAAUUCAGGAGGAUCGUCGAAGUUGUGUGCUAUGGUUUAUGGCGGGCACAACGCCAGGGAAUAGCUGCUAAAAUAUGCAGGAACACCCUCCGUUGCAUUUCAGUAUGUCAAAAGAUCGUUGCUUCCUCUGGGGUCAUGAGUGUAAAUUUGGGAACAAGUUUAGACCAAGACGAGGAACUACCUGAAGUGGAAUAGGGGACGUAGAUACCACAAAAAUGGAAAAACAUACACAAGAGGAUAUUACCCAUAUCCAGAAUUUUCUGAGAAGAAUUUCGGAUGUUGAUCAUAGCCAAGAGGACGACGGUGAAGCUGCUCUUGUCCCAGCUGCUAAUCAACAGAAUUUUUAUGGGAGCUUCAAGGAUUUGUUUCUAAGAGCGCCACCUCCAUCAGCAGCAUCAUCCCUAUCGUCACUGCCACCAUCACCACCACUAUCAGCAGCAUCAUCACCACCUUCAGAGCCAGAGCCACUGCCACCACCACCACCGCUGCUUGAGCCAACGAGAUUCAACGUCGUAAUGUUACCCUUGUUGCAGGCCAAGAAGUGGGUGGUCGAGCAUCCAAAAGCAACCAUGGCAACCAUUGCAUUUUUACUUUCGACAGUGAUGAACUGGAUGCCUUACUACAAGGAACUCCACAAACUGGUCUGUUGGUGCAUUGAGGAUGAGUCUUGUGCCGUUCGAUUCCUACUCCAGCCUCUGAAGUUUCUGAUUCUUUGUGUAGGUUGAGCAUUGGGCUCUUGGGCCAUUCGCCGAUGCAUACUUGGUCAUGGAGCUUGUGUUUGCAAAUGUAUGUGUGCACAGGAAGUUCCAGGAUUUCCUGUUCAGAUCUUAUGUUUUCUUCUCCAUCAAGUUUCAUACAGCAACGAAGUGGAAUCCUCACACCAUUUCUGAUGAACUAUCCAAUCCUCUGUUUCUGAAACAGAAAUUGUUAUUUUACAAUGCUCAAUUAAAUAAAUCUUAUAUAUAUAUAUAUAUAAUUAUGCUA